CACAACAUACCACAGUAGUAAAAUCCUCUUGUCCCCGACACUUUCCCCAGUAUCGACGGAAGAGUCUUACGCCCGCGCCGAGUAUACCACUAUGAUACAGGCGGUGUUCGGUCUAACUAUCGUGGAGAUAUGUUUGUGGGGCGGCUACGUUCUCCCUGCUAGGUUAGCGUAACUUAAAAAGCAGCUAGACCCGAUUGGGAGCGACCCAUCUCACCCACCCUUGAACUUCUGACUCCAAGCUGCAUCCCAGGCCAUAGACAGCGCGUCAGAAGGAAUUCGUCCGCUCGCUUUUCACCAUGUCCGUCCUGGGAUGGAAGUACAGGGAGGGUCCUGUGGAGGGGAUUUGGGGGCCGCCCAAUUCGAAUCAUAAUUUUUGCGAAGAGGAUUACAUUAUUACGGAGUAUAUCGCGGAGUUUGUGAAUACGUUGACGAACUUGACUUAUGUGAUAUAUGGCAUCCACGGCCUUCGAAGAGUGUCGCCGAAGAAAGAUGGAGGAAUCUUUUCGACGUUGGCGUUACCGUACUGGGGCCUUAUUGGGGUCGGCGUGCUGAGUGGGUGGUUUCAUUCGACGCUGAAGUAUCAUAGUCAGAUGGGCGACGAUCUCUCCAUGUUCCUGGCCGUGGGAACACUCAUGCACCAACUACUUACCUUCAACGCCCCACCCGCCAAACGUUGCAACAUCACGCUUCUCAUCCUCGGCACCGUCAUCCCCAUCUCCAUCUACCAUGUCUGGGCCGACGAGAUCUACGCCCAUCAACUUGCCUUCGUUACUAUGGUGUUCAUCACUGGCCGUAAGAUCCGCCGGUUGAUCCGUGAGAGGGUUAAGAAUCCGGAGUCGAGGAAGAGAUUGCGUGCCUUGGCGUCAAUGGGGAGUGCAUCAGGAGCCUUUGGCUACUUCCUCUGGUCUAUCGACUUCCAUCUCUGCAGCUACGUCACCGCCGUGAAGCGAGCCGUUGGGCUUCCUUUGGGCUUGUUUCUCGAGCUUCACGGUUGGUGGCACAUUUUUACAGGUAUCGGCGCGUAUGUCGGCAUGGCCCUGUGUGAGUACCUUGUUACCAUGGAAGAGGGUGAGAAGGGGAGGGUUGAGGAGGGCUUUGUUUGGCCGGUGAAGAGUGUGUUGAUGGAUGUUGAGGGGAAAGAGAGGAGUAAGUUGCAAUAAGGGUUCACCCAUAGAAGGUUAGGUCCUCUGUGCGACUUUGGGGGUUUGGGGUUCAAAACGCGAUGUAUUCUUGCUGUAAGAUAUCGAUUGAUGGAAUCAGUGUUCCAGAGAAUAUGAAAGGUUUGAG
Messenger RNA from Westerdykella ornata, 1287 nucleotides. RefSeq names its product alkaline phytoceramidase. NCBI's taxonomy places the organism in Eukaryota, Fungi, Ascomycota, Dothideomycetes, Pleosporales, Sporormiaceae. Gene Ontology annotation, cellular component: endoplasmic reticulum membrane. The coding region runs from base 297 to 1160 and encodes 287 amino acids. The record is from RefSeq and is a predicted model, not a curated record. The transcript is spliced from 7 exons. Gene Ontology annotation, biological process: ceramide catabolic process; ceramide biosynthetic process.